Messenger RNA from Stylonychia lemnae, 441 nucleotides. NCBI's taxonomy places the organism in Eukaryota, Ciliophora, Spirotrichea, Sporadotrichida, Oxytrichidae. The record is from the annotation of a GenBank genome assembly.
AUGUACAAGAAAAAAGUAACAUUUACCUCAAAUGAAUCAUAAGAUGGGCCUAAAACUAAAUAAGUACUAAUACCUAAGGGUAAUUACUAGCGAAUUAUUGAGUCCAAAUCAGCCUCCUUAACUACCUCACAACAGUCAAAUCCCUCAGUCAUUCAAUCAGCUAAUUUGAGGUCAAUAGGUUCGCCAGAUGAAGGCAAGAAAAUGAAUUUGUCAUAUUCUUUGAGCGAUAUUGAUGAAAACGAGAUGAGAGAUGAGUUUAAUGAUGGAGUGGACAGUGACCUUGAAAAUAAAACCUCCUUCAAUAAUUUUCAUCAGAUGGACAGUGGCUAGAAAUUAUAUGCUCUAGCUCAGCGAACAUAGGAGCUAAAGAAGAAGGCAAGUGAUUUUGACUCAAAAAUGAGAAAGUUAAACGAUCAAUUUCAUUUUAUGGAUAAAUAUUGA